GCUGCCCGGAGCGGCGGAGCCAUGGAGCCCACGGGGCCGCGGGCGCGGGAGCCCUCGCUCUACACCGUCAAGGCGCUUUUCAUCCUGGACGGCGACGGGCAGCGGCUGCUCGCCAAGUAUUACGACGGCACCUUCCCGUCGGCGAAGGAGCAGGCGGCUUUCGAGAGGAAGGUGUUCAGCACCACGCGGCGCGCGGGCGGCGACGUCGCCUGCCUGCAGGGCCUCACCGUGCUCUGCGCCAGCAGCGCCGACCUCUUCUUCUACGUGGUGGGCAGCUGCCAGGAGAACGAGCUCGUGCUGGCGGCGGUUCUCAGCUGCCUGCUGGAGGCCCUGGGCCGUGUGCUGCCCGGGGAGGUGGAGAAGCGGCGGCUGCUGGACAACAUGGACGGGGCGUUCCUGGUGGUGGAUGAGAUCGUGGAUGGCGGGGUGAUCCUGGAGAGCGACCCGCAGCAAGUGGUGCAGAGGCUGAGCCUGCGGGCGGCCCCGGAGCCGGCGGCCUACGGCUUCGUCCUGCUGGAUUACCUGGCGGGCAGCUCGGCGCGCAGGGAGUAGGCCCGCUCCCGUCCUCACCCCCUCGGACCGCCCGGCGCCGCCGCUGCAAGCCCCUUGCCGGAUUUCCACCCCCCGCAGCAUUAAUAAGGAGGAAGAAAUCGAGGAAGAAACGAAGCGCUAAUAAAGGAGGAUCGAGGA
Molecule: messenger RNA, 690 nt
Organism: Rhea pennata
Lineage: Eukaryota; Metazoa; Chordata; Aves; Rheiformes; Rheidae
Gene: COPZ2
Product: COPI coat complex subunit zeta 2
Exons: 8
Coding region: 22-552 (176 amino acids)
Biological process (GO): retrograde vesicle-mediated transport, Golgi to endoplasmic reticulum; intra-Golgi vesicle-mediated transport; intracellular protein transport
Cellular component (GO): COPI vesicle coat
Source: RefSeq, a predicted model, not a curated record